Lodderomyces margitis is the source of this 687-nucleotide messenger RNA. RefSeq lists its product as uncharacterized. The transcript has a single exon. The record is from RefSeq and is a predicted model, not a curated record. Gene Ontology annotation, molecular function: SNARE binding; SNAP receptor activity. NCBI's taxonomy places the organism in Eukaryota, Fungi, Ascomycota, Pichiomycetes, Serinales, Debaryomycetaceae. Gene Ontology annotation, biological process: Golgi to vacuole transport; intracellular protein transport; vesicle fusion. The coding region runs from base 1 to 687 and encodes 228 amino acids. Gene Ontology annotation, cellular component: SNARE complex; endomembrane system; membrane.
AUGGAUCCAUUCAAUGAAGUUAAAGAUGAUGCAUAUACAGUCGUUGACAGAUUAGAAACACUCAUAUCACAACGCAUGUCAGGCCAACCUCCCACCACAGAACAGUCGCAAGAUUUCGACAACAAUUAUGAAGAGUUGCAGGAGAUGCGUGAUGACUUACAAAGUGCACUUGAGCAAAGUGCUAAAGAUCCAGCUCAGUUUAGCCUAACCAGUACCGAUAUAUCACAACGACAGACCAUUUUACAGGAUCUUAAUCGUCGAAUAUCCCAUUUGCUACAAGCAUGGGACAGGAAAAAGCUACGUGAUGUAACAACAAUGUCGAAUCGUAUAAGUCAAGAUGAAGAAAACCCAUUUAACAUAGACACGGACAAUGGUGGUGGCACCAACAUGACGUCUUACCAACAACAAGAGUUGAUACAGGAACAGGAUUUCCAGUUGGACGAUAUUCAUAAAACAAUGAUGAACUUGAACCAACAAGCAACCAUGAUGGGAGACGAGUUGGAGGAUCAAGGGUUCAUGUUAGAUGAAUUGGAUUACGAAAUGGACAAUGUUGAUAAUAAAUUACAAAGAGGAAUGAAGCGAUUGAAUGUAUUCAUUGAGAGGAAUAAAGAAACGGCUAGCAAUUGGUGCAUUGGAAUAUUGGCCGUAGUACUAUGUGUAUUGCUAGUUUUGUUGAUUAUAGCGUGA